GGAGCCAAUGAAAUGGAAGGAAAGGAAGGAAAAUUAAUGGCGGACACGAAGCUUGAAGCUACGAGUGAGCUAUGGAAUCCCACCUCUUAAAAUCCUCCUCCUCGAAUUUACCCUUUACCGACAUCUUCACAGAACCCUAGAAUUUUUUAUUUACAUCACUUUUCUUUUCUUUUCAACCCCCACGGAUUACAUACUUUGUUGGUUCCUGUUUAUCCAUUAUUAAUCUUUUUUCGGAAGCUGUAAAUUUCCUGUAACUGAUGCUGGAAAAUUCGGCUUCGCCGGAGAACUCUGCCGCCGCCGCCGAGGAGGACGCUGCGGGGGGCUCCGUCGGACUUGCGGAGGAGGCUGACCGGAGCUGGGCCGGUAACCGGUGGCCGCGGGAGGAGACUAUGGCGUUGCUGAAGGUAAGGUCGAGUAUGGACACUGCGUUUAGAGAUGCAAGCCUUAAAGCUCCUCUAUGGGAAGAAGUUUCCAGGAAUUUGGCUGAGCUUGGGUAUAAUCGAAGUGCUAAAAAAUGCAAAGAGAAGUUUGAGAACAUUUACAAGUAUCACAAAAGGACUAAAGAUAGCCGAUCAGGAAAAGCGAAUGGGAAAAAUUAUAGGUAUUUUGAGCAAUUAGAGGCUCUAGAUAAUCAUCCAUUGCUGCCCUCUCAAGCUGACUCAAUGGAAGAAAUGCCAAGGAUUAUCCCAAACAAUAUUGUUCACAAUGCAAUUCCAUGUUCGGUUGUAAAUCCGGGUUCGAAUUUUGUUGAUACGACGACGACCUCGAUAUCGACUUCCGCGACGUCUUGCUCGAGCAAAGAGUCGGGUGGGACGAUGAAGAAGAAGAGGAAGUUUGUGGAGUUCUUUGAGAGAUUGAUGAAUGAGGUGAUUGAGAAGCAGGAGAAAUUGCAAAAGAAGUUUGUGGAGGCAUUGGAGAAAUGUGAACAAGAGAGGUUAGCUAGAGAAGAAGAAUGGAAGAUGCAAGAAUUAGCUCGAAUCAAGAAAGAGCGAGAGCGUUUAAAUCACGAAAGAUCAAUUGCUGCUGCAAAAGACGCAGCCGUUCUUUCAUUCUUGAAGAUGUUCUCUGAACAGGUGGGCGCAGUGCAGUUUCCGGAGAGCUCGAUUUUAAUGGAGCAUUUUAUGGACAAGCAAGAUGAUGGUAAUGUUGACAGAAACACCAGCAAUCAAGAAAACAGCAACAAUGGAAAUUCGAAUCAGAUUAGUUCGUCUCGAUGGCCGAAAGAAGAGAUCGAUGCUCUGAUUCAGCUCAGGACUAAUCUACAGAUGAAGUACCAAGAGAAUGGGCCUAAAGGUCCUCUCUGGGAGGAAAUAUCACUAGCCAUGAAGAAACUUGGGUAUGACAGAAAUGCAAAGAGGUGCAAGGAAAAAUGGGAGAACAUCAACAAAUACUUCAAAAGAGUUAAGGAAAGCAACAAAAAACGACCUGAGGACUCGAAGACCUGCCCGUACUUCCAGCAGCUCGACGCUUUGUACAAAGAGAAAUCCAAGAAAGUCGCAAACACCACCAACAACAACUCAGCCAAUCCCAAUUAUGAACUAAAACCCGAGGAGCUGUUGAUGCACAUGAUGGGCGGCCAAGAGGAAUGCCACCAGCAACCUGAGUCAGCAACGGACGAUGGCGAACCUGAGAACGCCGAUCAGAAUCAAGAAGACGAACGCGAAGAAGACGAAGAAGAAAACGAGGACGAAGACUACCAGAUUGUAGCCAACAACAACAGCAAUCAAAUGGCAGUAGCUAGCUGAGAACAGACAACCAGUGAAGUCUCAUAUCAUCUCACAAAAGGUCAGAUCCUUCAGCUCUUGAUUUUGAUACAACUUAAUGGGAAUUGGAAUUGGAAUCUGUCUAUAUACAUAUAUUAUGUAUAUCUUUCUUUAUUUCUUGAAUAGGUGAUGAUACUUGUAGGUUAGAGAGAGAGAAUAAUGAUGGGUGGGGGUAGGACUUUGAAUUGUUUAUUGUGUGCAAAAGUUGAAAAUGUUUGGUUUCUGUAUGUUGUUUGUUUGUUGUCUCUGUAUCAAUAAAAGAGAAAAAAAAAAGAACCAGAAAUUAUUUUGCUGGUAAAAAAAUUGCUGUAGUAGCCUCUUAUUCAUAAUGCAAAAGCUUCAUUCAUCUUA
This is a messenger RNA of Momordica charantia (bitter melon), 2114 nucleotides long. RefSeq names its product trihelix transcription factor DF1. The record is from RefSeq and is a predicted model, not a curated record. NCBI's taxonomy places the organism in Eukaryota, Viridiplantae, Streptophyta, Magnoliopsida, Cucurbitales, Cucurbitaceae.